This is a messenger RNA of Esox lucius (northern pike), 6165 nucleotides long. It is a transcript of the gene ofcc1, whose product is annotated as orofacial cleft 1 candidate 1. Bases 131 to 3127 code for a protein of 998 amino acids. Gene Ontology annotation, cellular component: perinuclear region of cytoplasm. The transcript has 20 exons. The record is from RefSeq and is a predicted model, not a curated record. Lineage: Eukaryota; Metazoa; Chordata; Actinopteri; Esociformes; Esocidae.
CAGGAUCGAGGACCUCUCAGAUGCCCGGUUACUGUAGUGUUCAGGAACAGGGACAGCGAGAAUGAGGCAGGCCUAACCGUGUCAGAAGUUACAGCAGAAGGCUCUGCAGCAACCAAAGCAGAAGAAAUCCAUGUCUGCUGAAUUUCUGAUGGGGGAAGUGGAUGAGAGAGCUGCUGUGGAAGGCACUGAGAACCCUGCCUUCGAUGGCGGCUACAGUGCAGAGCUUUCAGCUUCUCAGGCUUCAGCAGGGAGAGAAAUUCAACCUGACAGGCAGGAUAGCACCCUUGCAGCUCACCAACAAAAAAUGGAGCUGCGAGCCCCUGCCAAAUCAAGAGUUUCCACAGGAAAUGAACGUGACCGAAAUUACUUUGACCCAUCGCUGGUGCGGGAAACCAACCCAAGGCGGUGCAGGACGACGGAGGACGGCGCAGAAGAUGAGCCGGAAUUAAAGAUAAUGAACGAAGAUGAAAAGCACCUGUAUCAGAAAAUGACUGAAAUGCUAGAUGCAGAAACAACCUUCAUGAACUUACCAGUGCUGGCCCAGAGGCCCGGGGAUCCAGCGCCGCGUGCCGGUUCUACAGGCCACGGGCGCUUCAUGGCGGGCGUGGCGGAGAGUGAAGAGGAGGUGAUUCCCCGCUACGCCCAGCAGCUGAGGGAGCUGCCUGACAUGAUUACGCUUGGCAGCCUUUCACUGGAACAGGUACCUCAGGGCCAGGCCCACAGAGCGGAUCACCAACUGGGAAGGACCAGGCAACACAGGCAGCUUGAAGCGGUUCUCGGUGCAGAGAGUCGGUUGCUGAAGGCGCCGGGGGAACGCAAAGGUGAAGUGAUCGCCAAAUACGACGAGAUGACAGAAGCUGCCUCCAUGGCAGAACCACCGUGGGCCAGGGAACCGGGCCCCGGCUGGCAGGUGGACCGGGGCCCCCAGCCCGUGGAGGUGUUUGUACGCUGCCUACGGGCCAUCAGGGACAAGCUCCAGAGGGGCCAGUACAGCAUCAGUGUGGACCUCCACGGCCACCUCGGGGUCCCCGCCAUCACCUGGUCCCGGCCGAAGGAGGAGCAGUGGGCUCGGCUCACGGAGCCCGUGGAACACGGGGGCCGCUUCUACGACACGGAGCUGCACGUAAACCAAAGCGUGUUCACUAUCCUGCCGGCGCCGUGUGAUCUUCGGCCUUCCAUGGUGCUGUUGUUCCGACUGUACGGCCUGCCGGGAGGGCAGAGCCACGUUGGCACCACGCUAGGCUGGGCUGCCUUUCCCAUCUGCCGAGCCUCCCUCACCAGUGUCCAGGGGCGCUUCAAGACCCCCUUCAUCAGGGGCCACCCGCACCCUGAUCUCAACCAGUUUAGGAAGAUAGAGGCUCUUAUGUCAUCGGACCUGGACAAUUGGCUGUGUAACAUGUACUUUGAGGUGAAGAACCUCCCCACUGGCAGCUCCAGGGGGCAAGAGGAGCGCAGCGUCACCCUGCAGAUCCCACCUCAAGCUCCCCAGCCGGGUCCAAGCAGUGCCAGCCCCGGUCGGGAGAGAAUCGCUGUUGAGCUCCCCACCACCGCGAUGUGCCACCGGGGGUCCCCUCUCCACCUGCCUAACUCCCACUCCUCCUCAGCCUGCUCCUCGCCCACACUGCCAGGGAAGACCUCCACGGGAACAAUUCCUGAGAAUGAAGAGAGGCGGGGUGGAGCAUCGACAGGGAAAGAUAAGACCAGGAUGCACUGCAAGCCCCAGCAGAAGGAGCCGAUCAACAAGAUGAAUGGUUUGAGACCCGGUGUGGGCGGGGAGCAGGGUGACAAACGGGCCACGACGGCUCAGGCUGCAGGGCCGGGGGACCAUCUCUCACCAGAAGACAUGGAGGAGUAUACAUUCUCCCUACAGCCCGUCAGAGGUCCGGCCGGUGUCCCUGGCAGUGGUAGCGGUGGUGGGGCCACUGAGCGUGCCCGUUUGGUUCUCCGCAUGCUCCCGUCAGAGCUGGGCCUGUCACCGUUGCGCCGAGGCUGGUGCCUGCACUCCUCCUCGGCAGCGGCGGCGCGGCUCGGCCUCAUUAUGCCGCUCCUGGCUUUGAUCUGGUUUGUGAGGCUCUACCUGCAUUACUGCAGCCAGUGGCUUUUCCUCCAGGCCAUCGCGGUUCCUGUCAACAAAUUCCAGUUCUAUGCUCACACCGUAGAGCUCGUCUACCAGAAUUCCUUGCUUCACACCCGCGAGGAAUUGGCCAUGGUGGUGGUGGGACCCCUGACCUUGAACGCCGCCACAAUGCUCCUACUGUUGAUCAGAUGGGCCUGUCAGCUAGCGUUUGGCUCACUCCCCUCCUUCACGUCAGACUUUAUCAUGGCUCUGGGAGUGUGGACACUGCUGGACCCACUGGCGGUCUUUGCAGUGGACGCCAUCCUGGGGCGUCUGUCCUACAGCUCCGAGUGGCCCGUGGCGGACGCUGCCAAACUCUACUGGCAUUUCUACCGGACGGUCGGGUCGGGGGCUGCAGGCGUGGUCAUCACCGUCUUUGUCUACUCCGUCCUCUUCCUCCUCUCCUCCACCAUCCUGUACCUCUACUUCCUCAGACUCCACAAUGAAGGACGCAUGCUAGAUAUUUUCCAGCGCCUCAGCGCGGUGGAGGGAGCCUUCUUCGUCCCGUGUGACCUGGAGGUGUCCAUCCAGGAAGUAGACUACAUCGUACAGAAGGCUGAGCAGUGGAGGGGCUUCAAUGGGGAGAGACGCAAGGUGGCAGUGUAUGACUACAUCUGGAUAGAGGGGGGCCCUUUGGCAGACCGUGCCCCCCCCAGGGGUGAACCCCGUGGAGGUGUGCCCACCGUGGGGAGCGGGAGCUGCACCCACGUGUCCAUCUACACCCUCUACCUGAGCGGGCAGCGCCACCGAUACAGGCACUUCCUACGGCAUCCAGAUGGUGCCAUCUUGGAGGUGAUCGGCGACUUGGAGUGGGAGGAUCCACCUCUCAACAAUAGGCCACUCCCAGGUCUGAGGUCACUGGAGGACAACCAGGAAGACGAAGGCCCAAGCUCCACCCUCCAGCUCAGGGAGAGGAAAAGGAGGAAGCCUAUAUGGCGAACCCAUCGUGUGGAGCCAGUAGGAGACAGUGGGCAUGGCUCAGGCUCUCCACUGCAAGGUGUCGGCCACUGAUGUCACUGUCGAGUAGAACACAGAAUUACAGGACACCCAGGUACAACUCCACCCAAAACCUCAACUGAAUGGACAUUGUAUGGACACAGUCUCAUUGGUUUGGGUCUAAUUCCUGACCUCAGGUAUUCAUAGUGUGGAACCAGUAUGAGACCGGUAUCCGUAGAAACACAUCAACCACACAGACAGCAAUACAUUAGUCUCCAGGGACAAUACGCGCCCCGGUGAUGGACAGUGACGGAUGGAUCACUGUGAGAUUUGUUCCUGAGUAAUCUACAGCAUUCUGGCCGAACAGAUGAAAUACCUCCAGACGAUGUAUGUUGGCACACCUCAGACGAUGACACUUGUCCCCUUCUGUGAUGUAUGGCCUGGUUAACGUCGCAGUCACCUGGUUCCAUAGGGCGAUGUGCCUCACUUGGGAUACAGCACAGCCAGAAUCAGGAGGCAUAAAUAGGCUGCCUAUGCAGAUGGAGCCAUUCAUUAUCCCAGAAACAAUGUGAAGUAAUGAUUCUGUGUGGCAAAUGAAUGAGGGUCAUUAGGUCUUCAUUGCUGCCCCAACAAAAUGAAAAAUUACAAUUUUAAAAGUCACCAAUCAAGGCUGAAGUGAUAAAAUAUCAAUAUUGGGCCCACAUAAAGCUGGAUGAUAUUCGGGGUUGGGGUUGAUUUGUAUUGGAUAUGUGUCUGGUGGCCGGUGCUUGACGGAACGAAGUGGGCCACAAAUCAGCCCAUAAUGGCUGUCUACUUAUACAUAUAGCCUAAUUAAAGGUUGUGAGCUUAUUAACAUGUGUCGCUGGAGCUACGUGUGCAGGAUGGAAUCGGUUGGCGCGGCACGAGGCUGGCCUGUAAAGGUUUUAUAGAUAACCUGUCAUACUAAACCACAUAGGGGCUAAUAUCGGAUGUUAAUAACCUGUCAUACUAAACCACAUAGGGGCUAAUAUCGGAUGUUAAUAACCUGUCAUUUUCAUUGAUGAUGAUCCCUCUUUAUGGCUGGCCAUUAUCACACCACCGACCUGUUGGAGACCCGACCGAGGCCUUCUGGGACGGUGAACCGGCCCGGGUGCUCAUUAUGUCUACCUUUGGCCUUGAUGUUGCUCCAGACCUCUAUGUAUAAACCAUCAUAGCCAUGACCUAUGCACACAGUGCCGCAGACAGAACCGAGCAGCCAGCUAGCCUCCUCCCUGUGAACCACACGACUCAGAAGCUCUUGGACGACUGCUGAUUUAAACGUCUCCUUGAAAUAUAGACGCCGAGGCACUAUUUGCAGGAUUCCACCAGGACAAAGUGUCUUCACAAGCUUAACGUGAGUAUGAAUUAAGGGGCACGUUUCACGCUGUUCUCCUGUAACAUUUUGACCCUAUAAGUUCCUGAUCAGUGUUUGCUGUGUAGUGUUCCAUUAUGCAGAAGUGUUUCCCGAACUUGGUCCUCGGCCCCCAAAAUCGGGCACAUUUAAUAAAAACGGUAUUCAAAUUAGACAUGCCUCAGAAACGGCUAGGGGUUUUACAACCUACAGUCAGUACUUCCUUUCCCAGUUUCCACUAUAUUCCAUAGCCACAAAGUCUCCUUUGGCUGUAUCUGUAAUGCAGUGCUUUUGAACUGGGUAUGGUAAAGUGACUACAGUAAACAGACUAUGGGUUGGCAACCUUUUCAUCAACUGAAUAGCUGAAUUCUGACACCACUCCUUGAGAAAUAAACUCAUUAUCAGAUUGAAACUCCUGUCUCAGUUGGUUAUGGACCAGUGCUAUUCCUCAGAACCCUGGCAUCUAAUUUGUAUGGAGCUCUUUGUUUGUACUUGCCAAUUUGCGGUUUUGAUUGUGUUGUUUUUACGUUGUAGUGCUGAAAGACGUGUGCAGUUGUCUUUGGACCCCACCUGUCUUGUUCUAUAUUUUGUCUGGUGUGAUACUUUGUGUGGACCUCUGGAAGAGUAGCUGCUGCUUUUCUCUGUGGCUUAGCAGGACCCUAACCAUUGUUGCCUUUCAUGAACUGAUCCCUGCUAAGGUUUGUGUUUUUCUUCCUUCUGUCAUUGACCCUGCUGAUAGUGACUCUGUUUAAGGUGUACUAUUACUAGGUUAUGCUUUACCAGUCUUCAGCUUGUGAAAGGGUGUCUGCUAUGCAAAUGUUAAAAAAAAAAUCCUAAAUUGAUGUUAUGUUUGUUUGUUUUUUGCUCUUUUUUCAUUUAAGGUUAUGGUUACACAUAAAAAGAAAAUGCUGUUAAUGGUUAUGGUCACAAGGGAAGUUGUACAUGUGGCCUGUAGUUUCACAUGUUCUGUACUUUUGUGUGAUAAUGUUUUUGUCUUGUAUGUGAUCCUCCAUACUGUUCCAGGUUUAAAUUUUUUGUUGUUCAUUCAAACCUGGAUUUUUGGCACAGUAGAAAAUAUUCUAAUAAGUUAGAUGAUAGAUGUUAUCCAUUAGGUUUGAAAUAAAAUUGAAAUAAAAAAGAAAGAAGAUUGCAGAAAUAGGCACGGUAAUGAAUUUGUGGCUAGGGAUGACCAUCACCCUAAAGUCUCACUGCUUCCUGGUUUCCUGCCCCUGACAUUACCCAGAAGUCUGUGGAGCUAAUCUUCGCCAAUUAGAGAUCACUCCAUUAGGAGUGACAGCACCACACCCCCCAAUUCAAUCAGCUUCUCUAAUGAAUGCUGUGCAGAUCACCCUGUCUGUGACUCAAAAACCAGAGAGACCUAUGCACACACGCGCACACACACACACACACAUACGAACACACAGACACACUCUUCCACAAAGAUCUCUCCCUGCCUCUUCUGUCUUAAGUUGAUCUUAUCCACCAUCCACCAUGUGCGGUCAGGCUCAGUCCCCAUCUCCCCUUUAUAUCCACUGACCAAGGUUUAUUUAUUCUUACAAAUAUAUUCGGUAAGAGGUUUUUACUGUAACAGUUUUUUACUUUCAUCGAUUCAUUAUAACUGUGGAAUUGUUCAAGACAUCUCUGAACAGCAUGUGUAUCCAGGUGAAAUUUGACUGAAGUCAUCAAACAAUGUGUUUGUGUCGUCUUGUUAUUGUAUUGGUCUGUCUUAAUGGAAACUUAAAAU